GCAGGGCUCACGCUACGGUACGCCAUUUGUGUCUAGCAGCAAAAAGCGCGGACAGUGGAAAUAGUCGUAUAACAAGAGGAGUUUGAUGAUAGCGAUCAACUUCACUGUUAUACGCUCAUAGCAGGCUAUGAAAUGGAUAAAGCGUUGAUAUCGGGAAAGGAGGCUGUUGAGGACAAAGGUUGUGAUAAUGACACCAGUGGGAAGGUGCAGCCAGGUGACGUGGAAAUGGAGGAAACUAAAAGAGACUCACCCGGUGGGACCGCCAAGCCCAACGGAACAGAUGAGGAAGUCGCUGAGAGGCUGCGGCCUGACUCUGUACCAGAAGAUGGUGAUAACCUCUGCACAGUUUGUGGCUUCUCUGCCAAAUGUCCGAGAUCGCUGAAGAUCCACUCUUCAAGAAAGCAUGGAAAGAACUCAAAGAGUACCAAUAGAACUGCCAAGCCGGCCGAAGAAAAUGAAAAAGAGUCGGACGGGAGUCCAGCUGAAAACCAACAGGAAGUAGACAUGGAGACGGAGAGUGCUGCUGAAGUCAAACAAAACCAGGAGUCUGAUGUUGAUGAGCUGAGGUCAGCAGAUGACGACAGCGGAAUCCACACAAAUAGUUUCACUGAAAAGGAAACGGUAUUAGACAAACAGCAGGCAGAUCAAGAGGAGGCAGUCCCCACACAAGAGAGACGAGUUAGCAAGAGAACCCCAAAACCUAAGAUGAUACAUUCGUGCAACUACUGUGGACAAGAGUUUAGGGACAAGUCCCCUCUGGACGUGCAUAUCCAGAGAUACCACACCAAAGACACCCCAUUCACAUUUGAGGCUGGCGAGAACACGGGUGAAGACAAGGAAGCCGAGGACCCUGGCAGCACUCUGAAGGCCACCCCGACCAGAGUGGCCGCUAAACGUACGUUCAGCAGGUUCCAGCUGAAGUGUUCACACUGCGAUUUCAGGGUUAGCACCCCCGCGUUGCUUGAAAACCACACGAGGAUAAAACACCUUAACCAGGAGUGGUACCGCUGCAAAUUGUGUAACUUCCUCUCGGCCACGUCCGAGUGGAUGGACGCUCACCUGUCCUCGGACAGUCACAUGCGGCAGCAGAAAGGGGAGAAAAGCAGCGACUCCGCCUCCUUUGACGCCUACGUCGAGAGCGUAAGCAGAGACGGCGCUGGAGAGGGUGCUAAUGUGGACGAUAUGGUUCAGGUGGCCGCUGCUUCGACAGAGGGGCAGCAGGUAACCGAGGCAGCUUCCAUAGCUGCAUCGGUGGACGAGGAAGACUUAGAGCUCGAAACUCCCAGAAAGAAAAGAGGCAGACCAAAGCAAGGGUCCACGACCACUUGUGGAUACUGUGGCCUGGUGGUGUCCAACGCUACCAACCUCAGUGUCCACGUCCGCCGCAAACACAGCAAGGAGUACGGCUACAGCUGCACCCUGUGCAACUACAGCUGCGUGACCAAAGGGGACAUGGAUCGCCACUGUAUCACGAAGAAACAUGUCAGACGCGCACAAGAGUGCGCCAACAACAACCAGGCCAACAAUCACACAAGUGCGUCACCGGAGGAAGCCACAACUGGACAAGCACAGGAAGCGAAUGCAUCCCUGCAGAGCGCCGACAGAGAGCCGGAAUCUGACGACUCCGCCGCAAACGAACGCAGCGGAGAAGAGCAGCCGCAGUCGGACACGAGCCAGAGAAAAAGUAAAUAUGACUCCGUUAGCGCUUGCAGCUAUUGCGAUUUUGUAGCUCAGUCGAUCCCCUCGCUCCAUCUUCACGUCAAGAGAAAGCACACCAAAGAUUUUGAGUACGUCUGCCUUGCGUGUAGCUACUAUGCUGUAACCAGCAGGGAAAUGUCUCGCCAUGCCAUCACAGACAAGCACAAACAGAAAAGCCAGAAAUACCUGGAACCACGAGAGAGCGAGGAACAAAGAGCUGCGGCGCUCCCGUUGGAAGAGGCCGUUGAGCUCGCGGAGGCCAACCCUAACCCUGAAUGUGAACACCUGAGCCCCACAGAGGAGUCCGACUCUUCUUCUGAUGACAGCCAAGCUGCCGAAAGUCAGACUGCAGCCGCACCCACGGAGCCUGUUGAUGCUGCUGCUGCUGCAGUAGCUGGCAGUGCAGAUGACGAGAAGCAAGUAGAGAGUAUAGCAUCCUCCAGUAGUGGUGAACCGGAUCCAACCGACGCGACAACUGGACUCACGGAGCUGUGUGAACCCCAGGAGGCUCCAGCAGAACUUCAUCCCGCGGAGGAUCAGUCUGCACAGCCAGAGAGCCGGGAGGAAGGGGGACAGCCAGCAGACGAAGAACCCCUGAAUACAGACGAGAUGAUUUUAGACGCAAAAAGCGACGGCUCUCAUUCAGACACACAAAUGUCCAAAGCGCUUCCCUUCGAUGCCUGCAUCGUGUCCGUGAAGGCCCUCGCUGAGCAGGAGCAGCAGCAGCUGCAGGAAGGCCUGUCUCUGGAGGGCGAGGCCGCCGUCAUAUGUCUGACCGGGGGAUCGACGGUGCCCUCCGGCUUCCUGCCCCCCAACUCCGCGUACGUCAGGAAGCUCAGGCGCAAGAUGAUGAAGGUGAGCGACGAAGCCAAGCGAAGCAGCACCCGCAUCCGCUGCGAGGACUGCGGCUUCAUGGCCGACGGCAUCAGCGGCCUCAACGUCCACAUCUCCAUGAAGCACCCGUCCAAGGAGAAGCAUUUCCACUGCCUGGUGUGCGGCAAGUCGUUCUACACCGAGAGCAACCUGCACCAGCACCUGACCAGCGCCGCCCACCUGCGCAACGAGCGCAACAGCGUGGAGGCGCUGCCCGAGGGGGGCGCCAGCUUCAAGUGCGUGAAGUGCACCGACCGCUUCGGAACGGAGCAGGACCUGUUCGUCCACAUCAAGGAGAAGCACGAGGAGCUCCUGAGGGAGGUCAACAAGUACGUGUUGGAGGACACGGAGCAGAUCAACCGCGAGCGCGAGGAGAACCAGGGCAGCGUGUGCAAGUACUGUGGCAAGGUGUGCAAGAGCAGCAACUCCAUGGCCUUCCUGGCACACAUCCGCACACACACCGGAUCCAAGCCCUUCAUGUGCAAGAUCUGCAACUUUGCGACCGCCCAGCUGGGAGACGCCAGGAACCACGUGAAGAGACACCUCGGCAUGAGAGAGUACAAGUGCGACAUCUGUGGACCGACUCUGAAGAUAAAAGCAGAAAUCUGCGGCGGAGUGUGGGUGCUACUUGUAAGUAUGUUUGCUGUGCAUGUGUUGUAUGUCACGGACGUAAACAUCGCAUUAAAUCAAUUUAACGCUGAUCCGCAGUGAUCAGUUUUUAGAGCCGAUGUGCAGAAAUCUGGAGUGAGGCUUAAAGCUUAAUUGCGGAGUGGAGUUUGGUGUGCCAGGAGUCUCGGGGCGGGGGGGGGGGCUAUAACAUAUGUUACGUGCACUCGGUGCAGGACUCAGCAGUGAUAGUUAAACAUUGGGGUGAAAUGCAUCCUCCAAGGGCCUCUGUGUUAAUGUGUUUGGCUUGUACUGAACCCAGCCCCUCAACAUUUAAAAGGACAGCGCUGUAAAACCACCGAGUGUUUUUGGAUGAUACAAAUUAUCAAGAAAAUAUCUAUACAUCUUUUUUUUUUUCUUUUUACAGUAAUAACAAUAAUUACCGUGGCUAAUAAUUAUGAUGCCGCUCUAAUAAACAAAUCCUUUUAAAAUUAGUGUACCACUUUAUAUUUCAAGUACAAUUUAGGAAAUGAAUGUUGGACUUCAUUUUUCUUUUAUUUAAAUUUGUACUAUUGCAAUUGGCCAUUCAAAUGAAUAGGAGACACCAUGUUGGAAAAUGUGUGUGCGUGUGUGUGUGUGUGUGUGUGUGUGUGUGUGUGUGUGUGUGUGAGAGAGAGACACAAAUGUUGCAGACUUGUUUUUGAUGCAGGUUUGGUGAGGUGACAAAAAACAUGCUAAAAGAAAAACCUAUAUUUAUAUUGCUAAUAUAUUUUAUAUAUAUAUGUUAUAAUACUUUUUUUUUCCUAUUAUAACAUCAAUGUAAAUGCUUUUUAAAAAUUCUAUAGAUAUGGAUGUUGCAGAAUUUUGCCACCAGUGUAGUAGACCGUUGUCAUACGUGGUGUAAUGUGAAGGCUCUCUUGUUAAAUGAAUCUCUCCUCUACUUUCAUAUUGACUCUCACAGUACAAGAUAACGAAACAUCCUCCCCCCCCCCCUUUGCAACCAAACACUACUAAUCUAAUAUAUUAGUCGCCCGUGCUCGUGUAUGGGUGAGCAAUUAUUCUAAAAAGUUUCCACACCGUGCCGAGGUGACAAAGGCAAUCCGGGCAGAGAGCGCUGCCGACACAUUUGACGGCUGCUCUGUGAUGCUGAUAGGCCAAACGGUGGUGGGAACCCGCCACUGUUAAUCAUGUGGUGGGUGACGGCUUUCAUAAGAGCACGCGGCCACUCUGACAACUCUAAUAAGGAGAGGUGACAGAGAAACUUUCUGUGUUAGUGGCAAAACAGAGGGGGAAGGUCUCCUUGGUUGUUGUUUUUUUAUGCGUGUGCUUUUUGUUGUUUUGUUUUCGGUUGAGUAUAAGAGACGAAUUUCACCAUCUGAGACUGGAUUUGUGGUGAAAGAAUGUCAGCAUUAAUAAAGGGCUUGGGGGACAAGGUCACGCGGGUCCCUGUACAGCAGAGCACCCCGAGUCUGUUUGUGGCUUCUGAGAUGGGCAACAACACGCUCAGACGUCUCCCCGUGCAUAAGGUAACCGACUGGAGUUCGGCCCGUCAAUGUCCCGCCGCACAGUCUAAUUUAUGAUUCUUCAGCCUUUUUUUUUAUUUUUUUUAUUCAAAGACAAUCUCGGCUCUGAAAAAAAAAAAAAAAAGGAACCAAAAGGAAUGAUGCUUUGAGGAUAUAAUUAAAGAUAUCGUUCAAAGAACAACUUUUUGCAUAUUUGAAUUAUUACUGUCGUUAAAAACCACACAAAAUAUGGAAAUAUGAUUGCCGGAAGCACAUAAAUCAAUGAUCAGCAAGGCCUCAGAGCCCAAUAAAUAUGGGGAGUUAAAUACUUUAAAAUGCAAAUCACAUCUUAGAAUUUGCAUAUGGAUGAAUUUAAAGGAAGUGUGCCUCUUUAAGACCCUCUGAGGUAGAAACGGGUGGAGCUGGAGGGGGUU
Anarrhichthys ocellatus (wolf-eel) is the source of this 5113-nucleotide messenger RNA. RefSeq names its product zinc finger protein 407. Gene Ontology annotation, biological process: regulation of gene expression. Gene Ontology annotation, molecular function: nucleic acid binding; zinc ion binding. The record is from RefSeq and is a predicted model, not a curated record. NCBI's taxonomy places the organism in Eukaryota, Metazoa, Chordata, Actinopteri, Perciformes, Anarhichadidae. Gene Ontology annotation, cellular component: nucleus. The coding region runs from base 133 to 3282 and encodes 1049 amino acids. The transcript is spliced from 5 exons.